GACAUUUUCCGACACCACCAGAGCAGUCUCAGUCCUGUUCGAGACGUUCGUGAUGGUACUUAACGUUCCGCGGAACGGAAUAAACAGUUGAAUAACAUUCAAUUUGGGAAAUAAUUUGGCACAGAAUUGCGCUAGUAGGUCAUGUCGAGCGACGACACAAAACUACCACCGUCGUCGUCGUUUCCUGGAAACGCUUUCGCAAGUUGUGGCGCUCCACCACUACUGGCGGAAUGUUGCCAACCGCGAAGCGAAGAAAGUCAUAUCCUGUCUAUGUACAAAGACGCGACCAUCUUGAUUACCGGUGGAACGGGGUUUCUCGGAAAAAUACUGCUCGAAAAGGUGCUUCGUUGCUUGGAUGUGAAGAAAGUAUUCCUGCUGAUCCGCCGGAAGGACGAUAUGAGCGCCCAGGAGCGGCUGGUGAAGCUGCUGCAGGAUACGGUCUUCGAAAAAGUACGAACUAUCUAUCCGUCCGAGGUGCAACUGUUCGGCAAGCUAGAAGCCGUGCAAAUGGAUCUGGAUGCCGAAGCGCUGCUAUGUGGUGAUGGAAAAUCAUCUAUCAGUGAGCAGCGGUUGCUCCAGGAAACGGAAAUCAUUUUCAACGUGCUGGCCUCGGUCAAAUUCAACGAAACCAUUCGAAACGCGCUGAGCACCAACGUCGGUGGGACACGAAAGGUGCUGCAGCUGGCUCAACGGAUGCAACGCUUGCGGUCGGUGGUGCAUGUUUCGACGCUGUAUUCCAACUGCAAUCGGGUGGAAAUUGAGGAGCGGAUCUACGACGACCUUCCGCUGCGUCAGGAGGUGGCACUUCAGCUUAGCACCACACUGACCGAUCAGGAAAUGGAUCGAUUUCAGCAUUGCUGCCUGGGACCGAUGCCAAAUACGUAUACGUUUAGUAAAAAGUGUGCGGAAGUUAUGAUACGCGAUGAGUUUUCCCAACUCCCGAUUGGGAUUUUUCGUCCUCCUAUAGUAAUCUCCACCUACCGAGAACCGCUCCCGGGUUGGACGGACAAUCUGAACGGGCCCACGGGUUUAUGCAUGUGGACCGUUAAGGGAUUCAUCCACACCAUCUGGGGCGAUGCGUCCAAACGGGCCAAUCUGGUGCCGGUGGAUUACUGUGUGAAUGCAAUGAUCGUAGCCGCGUAUGAUAUUAUGGUGAGACGUCGAGACUAUCAAUGGUGGAACCCAGAUGGAUCAGUGGAAGACGUGAAUGAAGCAGAAAAGUAUGCUGAUCGGGUGGUGAUAGGUGAUGCAUCGAUAGUGAUGGAUAUCGUGCCAACUUACAAUUAUAUGUACCAAGAGCAAAGUCUUACUUGGGGACGUUACAUGGCGAUGUGUUCGAUUGGUUUCGAGAGCCGAAUUCAUCAAUUCGUGUGGAAAUACUCCUACUGCAUCACUGCCUAUCGACCUCUGUUCCGGCUAUUGUCAUUUUGUUUUCACACCAUCCCGGCCCGGCUGCUGGACAUGGUGCACCGAGUUCGGCACAAAAAGCCCUUCUACUGCAAGGCACUACGGAAGACAACGCACUUCCUGGAACUGAUGUCCUACUUCGGUCUCCGUGAGUGGACCAUUGGCAGUGCGAAUGUACGUCGACUGAGAGCACUACUGUCCAGCGAAGAAGCUCGGCUGCUGGAAUUCGACAUGGGAACCAUCAACUGGACGGAGUACUUUCGGACGUACAUUCCCGGCAUCCGGCGGUACUGGUUCAAGGAGCAGGUCAGGAGUGCUAGAGGAUGUAGGAAGUCGGCGACCAACCGAAGGAUCCACUUUAUGCAGCGGCUGCUACAGAGGCUGGUCUGGGUUUGGAUUUGCCUCCGUUUCACCCGGAUGACGUCCAAGUUCGUCCUCGGAAAUUUGUUCGCCAUCCUGAUAGCACAGUAGCUUGAGCGAGCAUCCAUCCGCUCCAGGCAGUACACGCGACGCGGGUUCGCGUAUGUGUGUUUUCUAAUUCAAAUAAUUAUCACCCCGUGGCGUGGCAUCAUCAUCGUCAUCAUCGUCUCGGUUGGUUUAGGCUUAAUUUUACAGAAUCUAUUCGAUGGAUUGGUAAACAAGGUUAUUUCGAACCGGUUGAAUUAAUUAGAAGUUGCAAAUAGGAUGAAAUUGGAGCAGCUUAAUGCAGAAUUACAUAACCUUAACAA
Molecule: messenger RNA, 2135 nt
Organism: Aedes albopictus (Asian tiger mosquito)
Lineage: Eukaryota; Metazoa; Arthropoda; Insecta; Diptera; Culicidae
Product: fatty acyl-CoA reductase 2-like
Exons: 7
Coding region: 142-1878 (578 amino acids)
Biological process (GO): long-chain fatty-acyl-CoA metabolic process
Cellular component (GO): peroxisome
Molecular function (GO): alcohol-forming very long-chain fatty acyl-CoA reductase (NADP+) activity
Source: RefSeq, a predicted model, not a curated record